This is a messenger RNA of Ipomoea nil (Japanese morning glory), 1322 nucleotides long. Its product is annotated as WAT1-related protein At5g64700-like. The record is from RefSeq and is a predicted model, not a curated record. The transcript is spliced from 8 exons. The coding region runs from base 82 to 1170 and encodes 362 amino acids. Lineage: Eukaryota; Viridiplantae; Streptophyta; Magnoliopsida; Solanales; Convolvulaceae. Gene Ontology annotation, molecular function: transmembrane transporter activity. Gene Ontology annotation, cellular component: plasma membrane.
UCAACAUAUAUAUACAUACUGAAAUCUAUCAUUGGUAUAUAUAUAUAGAGAGAGAGAUCGAGAGUGAUCAAGAUCGAAAUUAUGGAAGGCAGUGUUAAGAAACCCUACUUGGUUGUUCUGGCAAUACAGUCUAUAUAUGCAGGCAUGUUCUUGCUGUCCAAGGUUGCUUUUGACGUUGGGAUGAACGCCUCUGUGUUUGUGUUCUACAGACAGGCCGCCGCCACUGUGUUCCUGCUUCCCAUCGCUUUGCUUGUCGAACGGAAAACUGCGCCCCGCCUCACCUUCACCACUUUCUUCAUGAUUUUCAUGCUCUCUCUCAUUGGGAUUACGAUUAGUUUGAACAUCUAUGGCGUGGCCUUAAAAUAUACUUCUGCAACUUUGGCUGCUGCGACUACUAACAGCCUUCCAGUCGUUACUUUCCUCCUUGCCCUUUUGUUCAGGAUGGAAAGGGUGGAGUUGCGAUCGGUUGGUGGAAUAGUGAAGGUGUUGGGCAUAGGUCUAUGCAUGGGAGGAGCAGCCACCAUUGCCUUCUACAGAGGACCAACCAUGAGGCUGUUGAUGCACCACCACCUUAUCAAUCACCAUGACCAACACCUUCAAGUUAACCCUUCUUCUGGCCAAGCAUGGGUGAAGGGUGUAUUUCUCAUGCUCCUUGCCAACACUUGCUGGAGCUUAUGGCUUGUCGUGCAGGGCCAUGUUCUGAAAGCUUACCCUUCCAAGCUUCUGUGCACAACUCUUCAAUGCUUUAGCAGCACCAUUCAAUCAUUCGUUGUAGCCAUUGCUUUGGUGAGAGACCCCAGGGAGUGGCAGCUCGGAUGGAAUGUCAAACUACUAUCUGUUGCUUAUUGUGGAAUUGUAGUGACUGGGGUUACGUUUUACUUGCAAGCUUGGGUGGUUGAGAAGAAAGGUCCACUUUUCCUAGCAAUGACUACACCUUUGGCAUUGAUCAUCACCAUUGCUACAUCGGCUUUGCUUUUGGGAGAGAUUAUUAGUUUGGGAAGCAUAUUGGGAGGAGUGUUGCUGGUUGGAGGACUAUACAGUGUUUUAUGGGGAAAGAACAGAGAGCACAAAAUCGAAACAGAUAUCACUUUCGUAGAUGACAUUGAGAAGGCAGCAAGCGAGCCAACGAAGGCGGUAGAGAUCACAGCAGUCAAAAACCCCGCACCUUAAUCAAGGAACUCAAAUGUCCAGAAUGCCUAAACCGGUUGAAGAAAUGAAUUCGCACUAGAAUAGUAGUGAAAUCUUUAGAUAAUUAUGUGGAUGGUCCGAAUUGGGCCCAGUUGAGCCAGCAAUGUAAUGUUUAUAUAAUUAUUUGAUGAAUA